Molecule: messenger RNA, 1945 nt
Organism: Malania oleifera
Lineage: Eukaryota; Viridiplantae; Streptophyta; Magnoliopsida; Santalales; Ximeniaceae
Product: protein PHYTOCHROME KINASE SUBSTRATE 3-like
Exons: 1
Coding region: 369-1838 (489 amino acids)
Biological process (GO): phototropism
Source: RefSeq, a predicted model, not a curated record
GAUCUAAAGCCUCUCUCUCAGUCUCAGAUCAAAACUCUGUUCUGCUGUUCCCAUGCCAUCAUUUAGCUUUUCAAGCAUAUUUCAGCUUUAGAAUCUCCAAAGCUCUUUGUUUUUUCAGAAGACUUUCAUUUCCAUGUUGUUUCCACUGGUGUUUGCUCUCCUAUGUUCCUUGUCAUCAAACUUUUUCUUCUUUGCUUCUCUGUUUGGGUCAUUCGACUAUAUCUCAUAAGCCAGGUGGAGAGAAUUUCUAGGCCAAGCUUCUUUAGAUUGAACUCGAGUGUUCCUUUGCUUAUUUUCUGCCUGUGUUGAGAAAGUUUCUUCCAACUUCAAAUCAAAGAUAGCCCUCUACUUUCAACCUCUCUUGGGAUAUGGACUCUGAAAACAAUAGUAACCAUCUUCGUGUUGCCUCAUUUUCUUCUUACCUCCGCACAGCAGAAGAAAACACUGCGCACAAGCAUGCUGAGUUGAUUCAGGGAUCUUCUAUUACCUUCAAACCAACCCAGGAGAGUCGUCGUGCAAUAAGUUUGGGAAGGAGUAAGUCUGAAGUGGGCGAAAUCAAUGUUUUUGGUGCAGAAAAGUAUUUCAAUGAGAUUAUGGACGAUGAUUAUUUAAGAACUGCUGAGAAAAGGGCAUGGAGGCAUGGACAUAAGAGUGCAGAAGGGGCUGAUAUGCAUGACACAAAACCAAAAGUCAUGUUGGGAACUCCGAGUGUGAGUUCUGAAAGUUUGAAUAGCCAAACCACAUUACUUCCGAGUCUUGCGAGAAAUUCAUCCCGAAGUAAGCAGAGGAAAGCCAAUGACAAGCGAUUUUUUGGUGGUUUUGGCUGCAAAGGCUCUUGUGCUGAUAAGAAAUCUGUAUGUGUUGAUGAAAAUAUAGAUCACGGGAGCAUUAAUGGGAAAGAACAUAGAAAAGAUGCCAUUGAAAUCUGUCCAAAUCCAGUCAUGUUGGAUGGAAAAGGGCAGUCCCAACCGGGAUUUCAGAUCAAAGAUGAAUUUCAGUUCCCAAGUUUCAGAAAGACUACCAUAGGAUUAAGUAGAGAAGACUGCUUUGCAUUCCCAACACUCAGCUCUGUGCCUGAAAAUAUGACAGUUGCAAAACAAUUGGAAGAGAAGAAAGCAGAUGAAGAGUCACGGAAAUCUUUGGAGGUGUUUGGUUCCCAUUUGAUGAAGAAGGGAGACAUUGCAACAAACCUAGAGAGGAAACUGUCUAUGCUGACAUGGGAUGCUAUUCCUAAAGUCCAGUGCCUUUCAACAACUUCCAGAAGUGCAGGAACUUACGAAGAUAAUGAGAGUGAUGCUAGUUCGGAUCUGUUUGAGAUAGAGAACCUAAAUGGCAAUGGACACCCCUACUUGAUGAGGCAAGACAGCGUUUCCAGCUGCAUGACCCCGACUGGGUAUGAGCCAAGCGAGGGCAGCAUCAAGUGGAGUGUUGUCACAGCCAGUGCCGCUGAUUACUCUGCUGUUUCAGACUAUGAUGAUAAUAAGCCAUUCGAACACUGUACAAAACCUCAGGAAAUGUCUUUACCAGUCUCAUUUGGUAGACCUACCAAAACCAAGUUCAUGAUGGGCAAGGAAGUGCAACAAAACUAUCCAACAGGACUUUUGGGAUGCAUGAGUCACAAAGCUGUGAGAGUUGCUGAAACUGCACAUAGAGCUAACGAAAAGGCAAAGUUCAACACUCAACAUCCAAUUUUGGAUUCCUCCUUGCCAAUUGGAAGGUUACAAUCAGAGAACAUGGUGAAAAAUGUUGAGUUCCCAUGGCCACAACAUGCCUUUGCCUCAAGAGAGCUCUCCUCAUCAUGCCCUGCACGUGCAGCUGUGUCUCCAUACAUGCAGUAAUGGAAGGAGAUUUUAGAGAACAGUGUUGAAAAUUAUCCGUUGAGUGUGAUUUUAGAGUUAAUUAUGUAAUUGUAUUGAAUAAUAAUAAAAGUUUUCAGAACUUCAAA